AUUAGUUAAUUGAACAGAAUAAUGAAUUUUAAAAGAACACAAAUUUGAAUUCAAAUAAUUUAAACUGCCUUCUAUGAGUAACAUAGUUUCUCAUAUAAACACAUUAUAUAUAAUUAAAAUUUCAACAACAAAAUAAUAAAUUAAUUUACAGGAAACAAUUACUCUAAAGCAUAGAAAUGUAGUAACAAAAUGAUAUAAGAUACAAUCAGUCUUUUCGAAAUAUGAAGAGUUUCAGUUGAAAUUCCUAUACAAUAUAAAUGGCUGAAAAUGAACAAGAAUUGAAGAAUGUACAAGGUGAUGAAAAGACUGUCACUUCUGAUGCUAAUCUUCCUAAAGGAAUAAAAGUUGGAAAUAAUAGAUUCGGAUUAAAAUAUUAUUGCACGUUUUGUGAAUGUUUCUUGAAUUCUGAAAGCUCAGUUUCAAGUCAUGUAAAAGGAUUUCGUCAUCAACAGAAAGGAAAAUUUGUAAAGACUGGAGAACGAAAGUUUGUUCCUUCUCAAAAUUCAAAGAAGCCAAGAGAAAUUUCUCAUAAAUUAAAACCUUAUUUGGAAAAAUUAUCCACACCUAUCAUAGGCUUAAAUUAUAUUAUUGAAUUGCAAAUACCAGAUUCUGAACCAAAAUAUGAAUGCAGUUUAUGUGAAGCAGAAGGUUCUGGUCAAAUAAUUGUAGAACAUAUUGUUAGCAACAAUCAUCGGUUAAACUAUUUGAAAACAAUAAAUGAAGAAGAAUAUAACAGGAUAAAAGAGCAUAAAAUACAUGAUCAAACUGAAUUAAUUGUUUUGUGUGCUUCAAAACUUGAAAAAGAAAGAGGUCAAGGUGUUAUUCAUGUAAAAAGAAUUGCAUCAAAAUUAUCUAACACAAAAAAUUCCAGAAAUACUUUUGGUGAAAAAAAUAAAAUAAAACCAAGAAAAAGAAAAACCAGUGGUAAUUAUCCUUCUAACAAAAGACAAAAUUAUUUUGGCAAUUCUUUUAAUGAGUAAGUAAUAUUUAGAUUAUGUUAUGAAAUAAAAUAAUAAUUAAAUUUAAUAAUUGAUGCUGCUAUACUUAAUAAAUCUUAAAAUUGUUACAUUAUUCAACAACUUAUGCUGAUAGAGCAUUAUAUUUGGCAAUUAUCUUGGCAUCUAUAAAUCUCUUCAGUUGCUUUUAUGAUGUAUGUAAGAGGCAGUUGAAUGGAAGAGGUCUUUUUCAUUACAUGGCAGAGUAUACGUUUAUACAUUAAUUUCCAUUUGUAAUCAUUGAAUUCUGCCUCCUCUUUAUUUUCUAUCCUUUUGACAAAUUGGGAAACAGUCCUCAGUUUAAGCACUGUAUUUGCUUAAUUAACUAUUUCCCUAAUUUGAAACAAAUACCAGCAUGAGACAACUUCAUUCAGUUCUGUCUUAAUCUUUUUUGCUUAUGCUUAUGGUUAUGUCAGUCUGAAGGAGAAGGAUAGAUUCUGUAGUCUGAGCAUAUCACCAAUCAGAUUUUUCUAAUGCUCAUAUGCCAUAUUUUUACAUUAACUGGUCAAUAAUAUAAGACAACUGAAGAUAUCUGUGAGAUGCCUUAUUUGCAUUUAAAAUUGCCACAGAAAACAAAUGUUUUUUUUUAAUUCUUUCUGCCUUGUGGACACUAAGAGGACCUUAUUAUAAAGCCUAUCAGGGACCCACAGUGAGGCAUCCAGAUGAUGAGGGAUAGGACUCAACAUAUCCAGACAGAAAACCCUCUGAAAGAUUCCAAGGGUUUUACCUGUCUGGAAUUGAUCCAAGGUCCCCCAGAGUGGUAAGCUACCACCAUAACUGCUUGGCUGUCCAGCCAUCUGUUUUUGUAUUUAGCAUCAUAAUUUGAAAACAUUAGAACUUAUUUUAAAAUAAAAUUAAGAUAGUGGAAGUAUCUUAAAGUUGGAAUGAUAACAUCAUAUCAGAAGAAUCAAGGAUAGUGACAUUACUCCCCCUCUCCAAUCAUGACAUAUGACCUUGCACUACUGAUAGCCCUUUUCCCAGUUGGCAUCUCUGCUGUAUAUUUGAAGAAUUGAACUUAACGAAAUAUGUUAAGAUUAAAAUAUAUUUAUCAUUUUAAUUCUGAAUAUAUAUAU
Molecule: messenger RNA, 2068 nt
Organism: Centruroides sculpturatus (bark scorpion)
Lineage: Eukaryota; Metazoa; Arthropoda; Arachnida; Scorpiones; Buthidae
Exons: 9
Coding region: 258-980 (240 amino acids)
Cellular component (GO): nucleus; precatalytic spliceosome
Molecular function (GO): single-stranded RNA binding; double-stranded RNA binding; zinc ion binding
Source: RefSeq, a predicted model, not a curated record